Molecule: messenger RNA, 2276 nt
Organism: Mugil cephalus (flathead mullet)
Lineage: Eukaryota; Metazoa; Chordata; Actinopteri; Mugiliformes; Mugilidae
Exons: 6
Coding region: 198-1037 (279 amino acids)
Biological process (GO): immune response; T cell costimulation; negative regulation of T cell proliferation
Cellular component (GO): external side of plasma membrane
Source: RefSeq, a predicted model, not a curated record
CGCUUCUUCAUAUUCUUCCGGGUCACACCGUCCGCACAAAUGGCUCAUUGGCGGGCUUUUCGGAGCUUUUCUUCAAGCCUGACUGGGGUCCUUGUUCCUCUGCGUGGUUUGAGAUUGUGGAACGGUUCAACUUGUUGCUGGAGAGUUUCAGUUUUCUCACGUUUUGCAAGCAUGUAUGUGAUCAGGAGAGUUCACAGAUGAAUGAAGCUAAAGAGUCCACGUGUCCCAGCUCUGCCCCCAAGAGGAGACAUUCAUUACUGAAUUUGCCACCCAGCUUUGAUGCCGGUGAGCUCAUCUGGACACCUCAAACUAUAAAACAACCUGCUUCUCUCCUCAUCCAACAGCUGCUAAAUCAUGAAACAGUCAUGUUUUGUGUAGGUAGGGCCCAAAGGGAAGGACCCAAAGUCAAGACAAAAGAUGAGGAGGUAGGGAAUCUGGGGGAGAAGAUGAUCUGCAGGAUCCUGCUGCUCAUCACCCUCAACUCAUGUGUCUGUGCAGCAACAUUUGAAGUGAAUGUGACACAGAGCUCCUAUCAGGCAGAGGAGAACCACCACAUCACACUGGAAUGGACCUUCACCACCAAACCUGACUCUUCAUACAAAUAUCUGUUCAUCUUCUGUAGCUUCUUCAUCAAUCAUCAAGAGAAAGAGUUGACUCUGUAUCAUGUACAUGAAGGUGUUGAGGUGUCAGAGUCUCAGGAUGAACAGUUUUCAGGACGAGUCCAGGGAGACAAAGACGUCCUCAGAGAAGGACGAAUCAGACUUCAUGUGUCCAGACUCAGGAUUAAUGACUCUGGUCUGUACCAGUGUGAAGUAAAGACAGAUUAUGGCUCCACAUCUGGUAGAUGUGAACUCAACGUCACUGCAGCUGAUGAUCAGCCUCAAAUUCAGAGACCAACGUCGAGUCCAGAACCAGAGACUGGAGGACAGAGGAGACGACGUGAUGGACUGAUAGUAGUAGUAGCUCUGAUGUUUCUCUGUGUUAUAAUUCUGAUAGUUUUCAAGAUCAGAGAGUCAACAACAGAAAGCGAUUCUUAACUUGAUGGAGGAGGUGAAGGUGCUAAAACUUCAAAAUGAAGAGAAGGAGAAAGGAUUGCAAUCCUGGAAAACCAAGUAGCCGACCUAGAACAGUACUCAAGGAUGAACGAUAUCAUUGAGUCUAUCAUCGCUCGGGCAGUGAGUGAAAGAAGCGACAGAGAAAACAGCGAGUCUGACGCCAACUUGGUGGAGCAACAGGUGAUGGCCUUGACCGGAGUCAACUCACAGUGGACCAAAACACCAUCAAGGCUUGUCAUCCUCUCCCUUGGAGGAAUAAGAAGGACAAACCAUAAUAGCCAUAAUAUUAAGGUUUGCUAACAGGAAGCAUAAAACUGCACGACUAGGACAAGGAAAAAAGCUGAGAGGUUCAGACGUCUAUUUAAACGAACAUCAUACAAAAAAGAAUGUGGACAUUGCCACACUACCUGAUGAAACAGAGGAAAAUACAAUCUACAUGGACAAACUGCCAAGUUUUCAUAAAACUUAAUGGCAAAAGUACUGGUCAUCAGAGACAUUGAGGACUUGGACAAAUACCUGUAAACAUGAAAAAAGAGCGUAUUAAGGUAACGGAAAAACAGAGGAUCUACACUGCAUUAUCCACAAUGACAAAAACACCAGGAAUGACAAAAAAUUAUCAUAUUGGUUUGAAAACAUACAACAAUAUACUGAGCAUAAAUUACAAGACAUGGAAAAUGACAUUGAUCCUGAAUAAGUUCUUUAACAAUAUCAACAACAAUAGCUGCUACUUCACAGAGGAGCAGUUUAAUAUAUAUAAGAGCUAUAUAAGAGCAAAACCAUUUACCAUUUAGAUGACACUUAGUUGGACUUUAGAAAUCUUCGCUUAAAACUGUACUUGUGAAGAUCUGCUCAAAUCAUGUCAUCAUCAAAUCUAAUCAAAACAACCCUGUAUCAGAAACGUGUCCAUUUAAAAUCUUUAUCUUUUUAAGAAUUACUAAAAAGUUGCAGACAUGUCUGUGAAGUAGAGGAAAUGUUUAGCGGUGAGCAUCAUGUCCCUUCAGCCAUAUGACCCAUCAGUCAGGUAAUAUUUGCCUGAUUGUUUAUUAUCAGUAACAACAUGAGCAGACAAAAAACUGUUAAGUGACAAUUCUGCACACUAAACCAAGAAACAGGAAUGUUAAUAUAGUCCAUAUAGUGUGUUGUGUACACUGUAUUUGAAGUGUUGUAUGAAAUAACUGCUUGAGUUUCUCAAUGUUUUUCCAUUUGCACAACAUCAGCUGC